Molecule: messenger RNA, 7043 nt
Organism: Trematomus bernacchii (emerald rockcod)
Lineage: Eukaryota; Metazoa; Chordata; Actinopteri; Perciformes; Nototheniidae
Gene: gna11b
Product: guanine nucleotide binding protein (G protein), alpha 11b (Gq class)
Exons: 8
Coding region: 987-2195 (402 amino acids)
Biological process (GO): phospholipase C-activating dopamine receptor signaling pathway; adenylate cyclase-modulating G protein-coupled receptor signaling pathway; action potential
Cellular component (GO): heterotrimeric G-protein complex
Molecular function (GO): G-protein beta/gamma-subunit complex binding; guanyl nucleotide binding; GTPase activity
Source: RefSeq, a predicted model, not a curated record
ACCCCAGUUUCUCCUCCUCCUUGCCUGGCAUCAGACUGGUGUGUGUGCCGACCUUGUUCCAGCGACGAGCUACCCCAAAAAGCCAGCUGUUUGCAGCGCAUACAUUUUUGGCAUUAGCCACCGGUCCGGGCACGCAUUUAACCCCCUCUUUCAGGGCUGUGGUAGUGUAGCCUUAUAUUUUACCGUGAAAAUGAGCCAGGGCGUGAUGGGGUGCUGCCCUGCUAUCGCUAGCUAGGCGGACAAAUUCCUUCAACCAGCUCGCUGUUCCAAUCACUGCGGGUUGACACAACAUUAGCUGAGGCGUUGUUAAGUGAGCUAGCGGGCUAGAAAGGCUGUUGCCGUUCCGUGUAAUUUAUCCUACGGUAGCUAAUGUAGUUAGUCAAAAACGGACGCAUUGCUGCGGCGUAAAUAGUGCAAUAACGGUUAAUAACGGCAAUCACUCUAACGUUAGCUUACUAGCACUACUUUUCACUAGCGCUAACUAGCUAGCUAACGAGACUCAACAGAAAUCAACUGUUACGCGUUUGGAUGUCAAGACACUGCAGUUUUGAAACAGUUUUGGGCGAUUGUGGAGAAAAAAUUGGACAACAGUGACAGAUGCAAAGAUAGAAUUGGACGAGCGAAUGAGAAGAAGGUGUUAAUGAUAUAAACUAAGUGGCUAAUCUGCGGCAGUAAUUUUAACAUUAGCCGUAUUAAGGUAGAGCAUCUCUGGGAGGCCCCACCGUCUCCUGACUCCCUCCCCCUGUCCGAAUCUCCCGUGAUUUGCUGAGAACACCCGGGUGAAGUCGCAUUUGCUCUCGGCUUGGGGGGACGACUUGACAGCGAGGCCCCUUAGCUAGUAUCCCCUCCCCCCAGUCCCAUCCAUCCGUCCAGCCCGACAGACCCACCCCUUCACCCCUGAGAUCGAAGCGAAGACCGGGGAUUCGGGAUAAGCUGAAACCGUGUGCCGAGGUCCCGUCUUAACCGGGCUGCCAAAACUAGAGGGGAUGACUCUGGAGUCCAUGAUGGCUUGCUGCCUGAGCGAAGAGGCGAAGGAGUCGAAACGAAUCAAUGCAGAAAUUGACAAACAACUCCGCCGAGACAAGCGAGACUCCAGGAGAGAGCUGAAAUUACUUCUUCUCGGUACGGGAGAAAGUGGCAAGAGCACCUUCAUCAAGCAGAUGAGGAUCAUUCAUGGAGCCGGGUACUCAGACGAAGAUAAGAGAGGCUUCAUCCGGCUUGUUUACCAAAACAUCUUCACCUCCAUGCAGGCCAUGAUCCGCGCCACUGAGACCCUCAAGAUCCCCUACAAAUUUGAACAGAAUCGGUCUAACGCCAUGAUCGUCAAGGAGGUGGACAUCGAGAAGAUCAGUGGGUUUGACUUUCACUUCAUUGCAGCUAUCAAAUGCCUUUGGUCCGACCCGGGCAUCCAGGAGGCCUACGACCGCCGCCGGGAGUACCAGCUCUCUGACUCCACUAAAUAUUACCUUAGUGAUAUAGACCGUGUGACUGCGGAGGGAUACGUUCCCACCCAGCAGGAUGUGCUGAGGGUCCGUGUGCCCACCACGGGUAUUAUAGAGUACCCGUUUGACCUGGAGAACUGCAUCUUCAGUUAUCUUUCCGAUCUGGAUCGUAUUGCAGAUCCCGGCUAUCUUCCCACUCAGCAGGAUGUGCUCAGGGUGCGCAUCCCCACUACAGGAAUCAUAGAGUACCCAUUCGACUUGCAAAGCAUCAUUUUCAGGAUGGUGGAUGUAGGGGGUCAGAGGUCAGAGAGGAGGAAGUGGAUUCACUGCUUCGAGAACGUCACCUCCAUCAUGUUCCUCGUGGCGCUGAGCGAGUACGACCAGGUCCUGGUGGAGUCCGACAACGAGAACCGUAUGGAGGAGAGUAAAGCUCUGUUCAGGACUAUCAUCACCUACCCCUGGUUUCAAAACUCCUCCGUCAUCCUCUUCCUCAACAAGAAGGACCUGCUAGAGGAGAAGAUCUCCUACUCACACUUGGUGGACUAUUUCCCAGAGUUUGAUGGUCCACAGAGAGAUGCACAGGCAGCGCGGGAGUUCAUCCUCAAGAUGUUUGUGGACUUAAACCCCGACAGCGACAAGAUCAUCUACUCUCACUUCACCUGUGCCACGGACACUGAGAACAUCCGCUUUGUGUUUGCAGCUGUCAAAGACACCAUCCUACAGCUCAAUCUCAAAGAGUACAACCUGGUGUGAGGGCCCUACGUACGACGCACAUCUCCUCCCCAUUGCACAAAUCCACACCUCUUUGGGAGUGUGCACUCAAGUUCACAUGCAUUACACAGCACACCAUGCCGGCACACACACAAACACACACCAACAGAAUCCUUACCAUUUUUUUUUUUCUCCACUACAGAACAUUCGCAAACCUCCCACAUGCAAACGCCGCCCCUCCUCUUUCACCAAAGCUCGCCCUCUUCCUCUGUCGCUCGGCAGCUUGUUGCGUGAGAGUCCCCGCUCCCCCCCCCCCAAAAGCUGCUUCUCGUGUCAGAUUUGGCCUCGGCUGCUGGCUCUGGCACAUUUCAUCUGGCACACAAACCUUUCACACGGACUGUACAGUGACUUAAGGGGACUUUGGUGUUUGUUUUUGUGUGUGUGUGUGUGUGUGUGUAGUACGUGUGUGUAUUUGGGGCAGUAUUGACUAGCGAGGAGCUGAGUUUUGGUGAAUAACUGCAUCAAACUCUUUGGCCGUUCGGAGUUGACCCUCUGUGGUGUGAGAUAAGAUCCUCGUCCUUUCUGAGCUACUAUCGGUGCGGAAGGAGGUGAAUACUCUUUCUCCUGAAACCUACUAAGAACUAGCGAGUUGCUUCUUGGGACAGAGUGACCCGGACAGGAAGUGAGGUUGCACACCGGACACAAGGGGUCGGGGCUGAGGAUUCUGUCUCCAUCUCGCAUCCAUGAAUGUACCCAACAGUGUGAGCAUCGCAAUCGCAAAAAAAAUAAAUAGAUAUGAAGUAAAUGCAUAUGUAACACACUUAAGACAAAAAGCACGAGAGGGCAAGUCAUAGCUAAUCAAAAAUCUGUUCUUUGCUGAGUUUAAAAAAAAUGUUUUUAAUGAUAGAAAUGUGUUGCUACGUCUACUUAUAUUUAACAAAUAAUGGCUAAAUGGAAUGAUGAUGAGAAGUGGUAAGAAAAUCUAUAAAAAACAUUUAAACUAAAGACAUUUGAGAGAGAAGCAACCAGAAAUGUACUUGACAUAAGUAUCCUUUAAAAGUUUCUGUGGGAUUGUUUUUCUAAGUCGAUCACAUCGCUUCCCUCCAGAUGUGUUCUGUAUAGAUUCACUGGGACAAUCUUCCAUGUGACCUUCACAGCAUCUGGCUCCACUGAUACACCCCGACACCCUUAUUACAAAACACUAGUAGCGGAAGAGAGCACCCUGCUUUCAACGCAGGCUCUGCUCUGAUUGGUGGAAGCAGUUGUUGAGGGGAGCGUGAUGUCAUCAGUGUUUAUCAGCCCAAAGAGCACAUCUGCAGCUCGGGCUGCAAGUAGCUUAUUCAACUAAAUGAAAGCUGUAAAUGAAACGCACUCACACCCCGGAUGUGAAUGGGAUCCAUGCGGUAACAUCUCUGACACGUCACACCUGCGUCACUCAGCCGUCCAAUCAGACUCACUCCCUGGCGGUGAUAUAGUCAUCACGUCAGGAUGUGCUUCUGUUAACUUUUUUUUUUACUGUAUAGUCACUUUGUUUAUAAAGAUUGCUUGCUUUUGAGUGGUGGGGCGGGGGCGGGCGGGGGGGCAAACCUUUCACAGAAAACACACUCUGAAGUCUGCAAACAUUGUUUGUGUAUAUUUGUUUGUAAAUACAUAUACACGAAACACUCCUGUACAAAAACGCUCUGUGGUACACCAUCUUUGGCAAAAAACUAACAAAAAAAAAAGAAAAAAUUAUCAACUUCUUUCAUUAGCAUACAGUUUUUUCCUAUGAAUUUAUGGUAGUAGUUAUACUGUGAUUAUGGAUUUUGUUCACUUUAUUAAUAGGACUACACAGAGCUGUUGAGGAAACGAUGGAGCAGUAGUCAGAGAGAAGAGGCUCCACCAACAGCCUCAAGCUCCAGCGCUGGCUCCAGAGUGUACUCUCUAGGGCUGGUAAAAAUCUUCACAGUGUGGUGAUGAGAUGAUUUUAAGAGUAAUUAAAGAUUUUUUUUUUAUUUAUCUAAUUUAUGGACCAGGUUUGAAGGUGUUGAUAAUUUGACUGCUUUUGAUUCUGUCAUGUUGAAGUGCUCCUUUUCUCACGGCGGAGCCUACUUGAGUCUGAACUGCUGUAAAAAAAACGACAAAAAAAAAACGAAUGUCUGGUAUAGUAAGGACUUUAUCUCUGCUUUCUAUUUCUUAUUGAGACAUUUCCAGUUGUACUUCGCCAUCACAUCUCCAUCCAUGAUAAUACUGUUUGGUUUUCUUUAGGAGCCCUCACAUUUGUUUCGUUUGAUUUUAAAAAAAGGAAGAAAAAAAAACAAAAAAACUUGUAUUUCCUCUCGGUUUAUAGACGCAGCGCUGUAAUGCAUACCUAGAAAAAUGUACAGUACGAACGUAGGUGGACUUUUUUUAUCAGUGAUUGAAGACCCACGCGGUCCAUGCUUGCUAUUUGUAAUUUAACACAAAACUUCUGUUGUCGUUUUUGCAUUGUUGAUUUCCAGUUUUUUGAGGCUUGCUUUGAUAGUGCCAGUGAAGUGCAGAUAUACUUUUUUGGUCUUUGACCUUUUCUACAGGUGACUUAUCCUUCAUCCUCAUUAAGGGCUAUCACAGUGCAUCAGGCAUCAGACAGCGGGGAGUGGAGUAUAGGACCACAGUGAACCAAGUCAUCCACUACUUAACCUUGUUUAUAAAUGGAGAAUACUUGCAGUAUGUGCUAUAAGAAGUAUAGGCAGGGUGUUAAUGUAAACAGAAGAUGUGUGUUUUGAGAGAUUACCAACACUAAAACCCUUUUCUUUAUGUCUUUCUUCAUGCAUCUGGCCUUUUGGUUAACAUAAUUUGGUAUGACAGUGUUACCUGUAACACCUAAUGCAGUAUAAAGACACGUAUCACUAAAGACACCACUACCAGGACAAGUAUUGCAUGUUUCCCCAAGUAUUUGACUAAAUGACCAUUCUCGGGACUCUGCAUGUUUUAACCGAUUAGCUACAAACCUUGUACUUUAUUGAUGACCAUUUCUCCAGUUCCUAAAUUGAUUUACUACUUCCAGCUUAUGGCUUCAGUUCAUGCCAGUAAGGCUUGACUCUGAGAGAGAAUCUAUGCCACAGAUGACAUUUAGUCAUUUUUCUUUCUUUGUGCAAUGAUUGCUGGUGUAGUUGUGCCUCAGAAACUCCUUGUUAUUGCACUCAAAGACGCUCUGUACCAGGAGAGAAAACGUUUGAGUUGGUACAUUUCUUCUUAGCUGGUCAGAGUACCAAUCCAAUAAUAUCCCUCAAUCUUUUUACCAAAUUGAAAUCUGUAUACCACACUGUGUGGAACCAUUAUAACCCUGGUUUUAAAAUGGAUAACCGAUUUGUAUUUUGGAUUGGUGCACCCUUGCAGCUUUAAAAAAAAAAAAUCAUUCCUAUCCACUACAUUACCUGCAUUCAAACUAAAACAUGACUAAAUGUUCUCUGUGGCCUAUUUCAAACCAGUUUGUCACUUUGAAGAUGAACUAACUCCAGAAGCUAUUGGAAAAGAAGAGCAUCAAUCGAUACACUUAAUUUAAAGUUUGAACACUAUGUUAAUUAGGCUAAAAUAUGUUAUUUCGAAGCACCAGUGUGGUCUUUAACUAUCAUUAUGUCUGCUGAAAAUGACACUAACCUUGAGCGUAAGAAAGCAGACAGCCAACUGUUAACACUGCUGUCAUAAAGAGGAUGCCAGUAUUUAAGUGGAGCGAUAUACCAGUAUGGAUAACCCAAGUAUUUAUCAGUAGUUGUGAUUUACUGUGUGUUGAGUGCAGCUCACUUUAAUGGUGAAGAACCAUCUUGUAUUUUAAAACUUGACACUACAACUCUGGCACAUGGUGAAGGGCUGACUGGCUGUUAGUGUGGGUUUGGUAGUGAGUUUAGCAGCCGAGUGUUGCACUGUGUGCUUUUGACACUUUUUAUCUCAACAUAUAUGCGCUGAAGAGAGGGAAGGCAAGACUGUAAAGAAACCUCAACCUCCUUCUCAUUUUUGUCUGUUUUGAGCAAUGACCACACACUCUUAUUUAUUGCCUUUCAUUGCCUUGAAUAAUGAAAGAUGGUGUUGCCGGCCCUUGAUGGUUUCGGAGCUCGCUCUGUGACCUUCUUGGGUGGCCGUGGUUGUGUGAUUUCUCUUCCUGCAGGCUUGUUAAAAUGAGUGGAAUCAAAAUUAUCUUUCAACAUCAGUGUGGAGUCAGUGCAUAUUCAAAACGUUAAUCUUAUUCCCUUUUUUGUGUGUUUUUUUAUUUCCUGUAUGAUAAAGAAAACAUUACCAGAACUCUAUUAUUUAGGACCACUUGAUUUGUUUUUCCUCACUCCAAUUAAACCUGAAGGUCAAUUGUGUAGUGGUGUAUAAAAUGCUGUUUUUUUUCUGUAUGUAAACCAAAUGUAAAUUAUGUAUUAUACUGAGUGUGCCAACCCCACUCUCUGUAGAGCCAGGCUCUCUCUAAGUGCCAACGCUGUGGUCAUCAUCAGAGGACCACCACCUGAGAUGGUCUCCCCUUUUUAAAUAAAACACACCAGAGACUAAAAGGAUAGUUGAUUAAGUACACACAAAGACUUUAUUCUGUAUUUAAGAUUGAAGAUUUAAAAAAUAAUCUGCUGUUUUUUUAAGAAACUGUAAUUAUAAUUGCAUGUGCUGUUUAUUUUGUGUUGGAAGUGAGGGCUUUGAUGUUUCAUUGAAGCAGGGAGCCCUGAAUGAAGGGGGUUCAAUCAGUUGGUUAUUAUCGAUUAUUGAUUUACAUAACUUGCCAUAUUUUUUUAUGUGUUUCAUGUAUUUGUUUCAACCACUGUUGCCUGAUCCUCAUUCAAACAUGAACAUGACUUAUGAUCAUUGCCGCCUUCUAAGAGAGAAACAUAAUGACAAGGUAUCUGUUUUAAAUUGAAAUAAAUUUGUUCCUAUACUUGCUCA